GGACUUGCUACAGUUUAUUUCUUGAUUAUUCAAAUGCCAGAGAUGCCAACCCAGCAACGAAUGGGGGAGGCUUCUUCCGGUCAAUCGCGCCAGACCGGUCUGCGGCAGCCCCCUUCUGGCCAGUCGACGCCGCAGAGCACGCUGAGAAAGAGUGGCGACAACCCGCCUCCAGUUAAGAUAUGCGCCAGAGGAGAAAAAGAUGACAUGCAAAGGAAAACAGACAUAUGGAACCUUCCAAAAGAAACUAAGAAAAAGGAAAACAAGUCCUCAAAGUGCGGUGACACAUUUUUGAAAAUGUGUAGAGUAGUGCUCUUUUUCGUGUUGACGCUAUUGCUGCUUUCAUGCGGCAUACUGCACAAGCUUUACUUCUUGACCUUUCUGAACAAUCUCUCUGAGAAACUGUAUGUUUCAAGCCCUAGCGUUAUGUCGAAAGUUGAAAACAAGAAAAGUCGAGCAAUUUCAAUUCUCGUGUGCAUUGCAUUUUUUGAAUUCUUCACAUCACUAGUAACUCUUUGGAGAGUUGUUUUCCAAGAUCAGAAGACUAACUGGACAAGACAUCACAUUGUGACAGCUAUCCUGCAGGCCGUGACCACAAUCGGGGAGGUAUAUUUGAUCAUCUACGCCCUUCCAUUACUGGACAGUUUGAGGACAUGUUUAGUUCUAACAAUACUACCAAUUAUUCCAAGCAUAUGCAAGUUCCUGAGUUCAAUUGGUCGGCUCAAAGUCAAGGGAUGUAUUAGAAAAGGUUCUUUGCUCAAACUGUGUAUAGCGGGUUUCCCGGUUUUGGCACUGGCAGGGAGUGUUUUCUUAUUCAUGAAGUGGCUAAUACUAUUUGAUAGAGACAUGCAUCUAAAAUGGGCGUUACCUAUACUUUUGAUGUGUAAAUCAUUAUGCUAUAUGGAUAAUUUCCUUUACCUAAGAAGAUCAGCAAAUGCUCAAAAACAAACAUCAGGGGAAUUAGAUUCCCAUUCGGAGACAAGUGAAUCUAAAAUAGAAGAGAAACAGUACAAGACAGAACAUAAACAAGAAUUUAUUCGAUUAACUGUUCGUUGGUUAAUAUGUUUAAUGUUUAUUAUUUCGAUUGUGUUGAAAUUAGAUUUAAAGCUAAUUGAAAAACCCGACAACAAGAACGAGUCUGAAUCAUCUCUAACAGACGAGAAUGGACACAUCGAAUCCUUUGCGUAUAAUUCAACAACAAAUUUCACACCUGCUCAGCAUGAGAAUGGAAAUGAGACAUUGGAUUCGACGAAUGCCUUUAACCAAACAAUGUUCAACCAAUUGAUGGAGUUUUAUGACAUCUAUAAGUUUGAAACUAGAAUAUUAACAUGUUCAUUUGCUAUUUCACAAUUAGCUUUGUUGGCUUGUCGAUUGUCAAUGCAGCAAUUUUCAUUUGCUUUGCCACUCAUACUCACUCCACUGUUAUCAAUAAUUGCUGUUGUUAGUCUUUCGUGCAAUAACUUUCUUGAAAGUACCCAGAUCACGGUAGGAAUUGAUUUGACAUGUUCUAUGCCUGAAGACAAUGAAAGGAAUAUUUUCAUCGCGAGUGGGGCUUUGGCUUGGAUUGCUGUUAUCGCGUUAACGUGGUACAUUUGGGUUCCUCGGGUCGAGAGAAUGGCAAAACUCGAGAGGUUGUUUUCUGGCAGUUUUUACGAUUUCUUCUUCCCUGAUUUGAACAUGCUUCUUCGAAGGAGAAAUGACCAUCAAAUUAGAGAGCAGCAUAUGGACAGUGUACAACCGAGGGACGUUCCAAAAGUCAUCAUUUGUGUAACAAUGUGGCACGAAACGUGCCAAGAAAUGUGUCAGCUUCUAAAGUCUAUUUGCAGAUUAGAUCUGCAUUUAUCAAUUCGAGAGGAAGCCGGCCAUGUAGAAGAGGACAUAAACGGUGCAGACAGCGAGAAACAAGACGUUGAAAAGAAAACACAAGACCCUGAUAAAAUUAACAUUGAGGUUCAAAUAGUAUUUGACGACGCAUUUUGCUCAACAAAAAACGGUCGUGAGGUUAAUGAAUAUCUGCUCCAGUUUAUGUCAUGUUUGCAAAAGGCCGUUGGUUCCGUGUUGAAAGACAAAGAACUCUUGGAGUGGAAUAAAACAUUCCAAAAGAAAGUGGUUCAGACACCUUAUGGCGGACAAUUCAUUCUACAACUCCCAGGUGGAACACAGAUGACGAUUCAUUUGAAGGAUAAGAAAAAGAUAAGGCCCAGAAAACGAUGGUCUCAGGUGAUGUACAUGUACUAUUGUUUGCUGUACAAAAUGGGAAAGACGUAUCCAGAUACAAUUAGAGACGAGCUAAAGAAGACAUUCAUUCUAACCCUUGACGGUGAUGUAGACUUUGAACCGAAAUCAGUUUUACGAAUGAUGGAUCGAAUGAAGAUGAACAGCCGUGUCGCAGCAGUUUGUGGCAGAAUUCAUCCAAUAGGAUCAGGUCCAAUGGUGUGGUACCAACAAUUCGAAUAUGCAGUCGGCCACUGGCUUCAAAAGGCAUGCGAACAUAUCUUCGGUUCUGUGCUAUGUUGCCCUGGAUGCUUUUCUAUAUUUCGAGCUUCUGCCCUCGUUGACGACAAUGUCUUGAAAACGUACACUAAAGAGCCAGAGGAAGGAAAACACCUUGUGCAGUUUGAACAAGGCGAGGAUAGAUGGCUUUGCACACUUCUUAUUAAACGAGGAUACAAGAUAGACUACUGUGCAGCCUCAGAUGCAAAAACGUUUGCGCCAGAAAACUUUUGGGACUUUUUUGUGCAAAGACGGCGCUGGUCCCCAUCAACAAUGGCAAAUAUGAUUGACUUGGUCCUUUCUUGGAAACAAAUAGUUCAAAACAACAGAGAAAUCAACCAUAUGUUUAUGAUAUAUCAAUUGGUGCUGGUUUUAACAAGUGUAUUAGCUCCUGGAAUUGUCCUUGUUAUGAUAGAAGGGUCAUUUAGUUCAGUAUUCAGUUUGAAGCCAUGGCAUUCAUUUUUCGUAGCCGUGACUCCGGUAGUUUUGUUCGCAGUGUUAUGCCUGACAGUGACUCAGAAAAAGCAACUCCUUGUAGCCGCAAUACUAAGCACGGCAUAUACAUUUGUAAUGGUUAUUGUGACAAUCGGCAUGAUUUUAAACAUUGUGAGCGAGACAAUUCUUUCCCCAAGCGUGAUUUUUCUCAUAUUUGUUGGAGUAGCAUUUUUGAUAUCGGCUUUGCUUCACCCUCAAGAGUUCACAUGUUUGUUUCCUGGCUUACUAUAUUACGUUUCUGUGCCUUCUACAUUUAUUUUUCUGACUGUUUUUUAUAUGUGCAAUUUACAUGACAUUAGAUGGGGUACUCGAGAAUCCAAAUCUCCAUCAUCCCAAUCGGAAGGAGAGAGUGGAAAUAAGAAAUCAUUUACGCGUUUGCUUAUCGCUCUUGUUCAACAAUACUUGCAAGCAAAACUCGGUAAAAUUAACCCAAAUGGUUCCGAUUUGGAACAAGUUGAAAGACAACAAAGCGAACAACAUGUGGAUUUCAUAAAUUAUGAAGACGAUAGCUACUGGAUAAAAGCACAAUUAACAGACUCAAAACAUAAGUUCAAAAAAUAUUUACUCAGCGAAGAUGAGGAAACAUUUUGGACACAUACAAUUAACAAAUAUCUGAAGCCACUUGAAGCCAAUAAGAAACUCCAAGAAAAAUUUAAUCGUGAAUUAAUUUCGUUGAGGAACAACUGCGUGUACGGUUUCUUCGUGUUGAACUUUAUGCUCUCAUUAGCACUGUUGCAAUUACAAGUAAGCAAAGAAAGUUUAAAUGGGUUUUAUAUUACGGGGAAAUAUGAACCAUUAUCGGUACUUUUCCUGUCAAUUUUUGCAAUUCUACUUUGUAUCCAAUUCAUUUUUAUGCUUUCCCAUCGAUGGAGAACUUUCUGCCAUUUUAUUUCGAGCACUGAGGUGUUUGUGUGCUUCUGUUCAAGACGAACAAAGACUAAAGCGCAAGAAUUUCAAGAACAUUUGAAGGAGAUUGAACAUGAUUUGGAGGAAGAUGAAGAAGAAGAUGAGCCGCCGCCUGAUUAUAUGAGUGAGCCUGAUGUUGAUUAUGACGACUUUGAUUGUGAAACUGUUUUAGAUACGGCAUCUCCUUCAUCAAAUAGACCAAACUCAAGGAAAUUCAAUAUUUACCAUCACAGAAUACAGACAGUGCGCUAUAGAAAACGACAUAGACAGCCGAUUGAUGCAAGUUUGUGUCAUCUGGACGGUGGUUAUGUUGAUGGAUCAUUUUUACGACCUGGUGUGAAAUACCCUAGCAACAUUUUUCAUGAGGACAGAAGAGGUUAAUAGCUGAUACAUUGAUAAUAAUGUCUGCAUUCAAAGCAACAAUUACCGCCAAUUAUUUAAAGUACCUUUGUAAUGUUUAAUGUUCAUAUAUGUACAUAUGUUUGUUAAGAUAUAUAUUUGGUUACAUUAACUCGUAUUUUAUGUUGUAUCGCCGAUUAUUGUCUAUUGUACCUGUGUGCUAACACAAGGAAAAGAAAAUAACAAUGAAAAUGAGAUUAAACGAAAAAAUCCCAUUGAAGUAACUAACAUUGCACUUGUAUUGUGAUGUUAUGCGUUACCUAAUUAAAUUUCAAGGCAUACCAACUGUUAUUUUGUUGUAAGUUUACAAAAUAACAGUACAUUAUUUUGAAAGGUUAUCUCCACUCAAUUUGUAUCCCUUCUCUUCUUCAAGCUUAACGACGAUGAGUAAACAUACUUGCAAAUUAAAAUAAAUAUAGUUUUUGGAAAGUAGGCCAAGUUGGAAAAACGCAAACAUCGUAAUGAUGCUUAUUCGUUUUUCCAUUAUAUCCAUUGUUUGCUUGAAAAAUCCGCAAGUCUUUCCGAAUGUGUUCGGUACGAUUUACUGACAUUCUGUUCAUGUCUUCAUUGUGCAAUAUAGUUUAAUAACACUGAACUCGUAUGAAUUAGAACAACUUUCUGUUAAAUAUUGACAAAUACUUUAAUCAUUGAUGUAGAAAUAUAUGAAAACUGUACAAAAUGUUAGGAAAAUACAAAUUUGCCGCUU
Mya arenaria is the source of this 4996-nucleotide messenger RNA. RefSeq names its product chitin synthase chs-2-like. NCBI's taxonomy places the organism in Eukaryota, Metazoa, Mollusca, Bivalvia, Myida, Myidae. Bases 34 to 4272 code for a protein of 1412 amino acids. Gene Ontology annotation, molecular function: chitin synthase activity. The record is from RefSeq and is a predicted model, not a curated record. The transcript is spliced from 12 exons. Gene Ontology annotation, cellular component: cell periphery; cell septum.